AGGCAGACACAAACACGGGGAUGGAGGAUUGGAUACGGGGGGCGCAUAAGUCACAUUAGGAAAGAGAUUGGUCACCAUUGGCUGCGCUCCUUCAGAAGCGAGCACUUCAAAUGUGCGACGCACCUGGCUCUCUCCAUACGCCAGAAAUUAACGGAGCUUUUCGGUAAGACCUUUGCUGUUGUUCGCUGUCGUCUCAGUCACCUCAGACACCUAACUGCAAAUGACGGAGAUAAAUCAACUACAGAAGAACUUCUCCUGCCGUAUAUCAUGCGAAUUGGGAUGAAACAUGGUUUGCCUCAGACAUUUCUAGCGGAGCUGAAACCUCGUUGAAUGCAACCUGGAACCCGGUUUUCGUUCAUUAUGGAUAGGAAUGCGCUGACGGCGUGUAAAGUUUUUGUUAUGGGAAUUCUAGGGGCCCUCUACUAAGAGCACCUUGGUGGAUAACACACUCCGAUUGGGGCCCUCUACUAAAAGCACCUUGGUGGAUAACACACUCCGAUUGGGGCCCUCUACUAAAAGCACCUUGGUGGAUAACACACUCCGAUUGGGGCCCUCUACUAAAAGCACCUCAUGGAAAACACAAUGGGCAUAAUGACUUUGAUCUCCAUUGUACGAGACGUUCAGUGAUGUCUUACUGCGAGUUAACAGCUUGAUGAGCAGUGCACUCUCAGAGACGGAGAGCUCGGAGCUGGGGCUGACGCGCCGGCCGCUGGUGCUGUGCAACGAGACGCAGCUCCUGCUGGAGAUGGACGUGUGCGGAGAGGUGUUCAAGAGACAGAUGGCCCACGUGGACGCGCAGCACUGGUGCAACCUCACACACUUCCUCAGCGAGUACCACCUGUUCUCCUCGUGUACGGAGAAGAACUCGGAGCGGAUUGGCUGCUACUGGCCCAACCCCGUGGUGGAGGGCUUCAUCAUCCAGAUCCACAAGCUCUUCUUCUCCAACUGCACGGUGGAGCGCGUGGUGUGGGUGGACCCGUCGGACGACCUGCUGGCCGCCCUCAUCCUCGUCCCAAUCCUGCUCACGCUGGCCAUGAUCGCGCUGGUUGUCUGGUGCAGCAAGCGGAGCGACAUCCUGGCCUAGAGAGCAGCACUUCCUGGUGACCACUGGGCCACCUUAUUGGCUGAGACGUGAAAGAAGCCAGGACUUUAGAAUUUUAAGACAUUCCUUUUGAUUGUCAUGAUUGGCUAAUGCUUGAAAUUGGACCGUCCACACCACAUGAUUUGGAUUUGGCCACAGCAUGGUAUUCUGACUUCAGCAUCACGACGGCACGCUGGUCCCAUGAGCACAUACUGUUCCUUGAGCCCAGCGCUCACCUCUGACAUCACUCAUUCCUCCCCAACACAUUCCAUUGUAUGGUGUAUGGGACCAAAACGGUGGAUUUGUAUCAUUGGGAACAACUGUCCUUCUGUAGGGGGAGAAACAUUUCAUUCUCUGUUGGGUGGAAAUGCUUUAUGAAGCCCAAAAGAACCCUUUGAAGAUGGCUGAGGCCACUAGUCCUCUCCCCUGAGGAUGAAGCCAUGACACUGUGGAUUCUCUCUCCUUUCCUCUCUCCCCUCUCCGCUUCUCUCUCCCCUCUUCUCUUCUCUCUCUUCUCCCCUCUUCUCUCUCUCUCCUCUCUUCUUUCUCUCCUCUCCUCCUUCUCUUCUUUGCCAUACAAAGUCAUUCAUCAAUUCCCUGGGGAAAGGCCCUGGAUAAUAAUUAUGCCAAACACUGCAGUUGCCCCACAGAGGAGUUCUCAAGGAGACUGCCCCGUCGCCGUAACAACACACUGUCCCCUCACCAUAACAACACACUGACAGAGUGGACACACUCAGAGACGCUGCCCUACUGUAAUACACACAGCACACCCACAAACACACACACUUCUCAUCGUGGCGUUGGGGACUGGACAGACCUCUCUCCAGCUGGGUUUUUGUUUUGUCUUCUCCCUCAUUGGCUGAAGCAACAGUGUUCCGUUGAUGCUCAGCUUGCUCUUCGCCAAAACGCAAAUCCCUGCAAAGCUCCCUGUGCUCGUGCGGCGUUUGGCUGCGGCAGCCAUUAGUGACUGUGUGCCAAGCGCUGCAGUGUGAUCCCUUGACGGGGCGUUUUGUUGAUCAGAACAGUAAUUUCAUUUCCCAACGCUUAAUUGUCUCUGUGGAGGUGUGAACGCGAAUCAUGCCAGAAGUCAACCCAGAGCUAUCACAAGAUUCAUUUCUCUUGCUCUUUGCUAUUGGAGUGGGAGGGGAUACUGCAUCCCUGUACUGUACUGCUAAUUUAAUGUCUGAAUUAAACCACUUAGAUGUAGAGUUCUCAUUGAGACACCACUGUUGUAGUGAUUGGGCUGAUGACAGCUGAGCCACUGUGUGUACCCUGUCCCCCCCUCCCCACCUCAGCUUAUAACCUGGCCAUCUGCCCACACACAUCUCAAAUAAGGCAUUAAAUGACAGCACUUCAAAACCACACGCAAUCUGCAUCAUUUUCAUAAAAUGCUAAAUGUGAAUAAAAUGAGGUGGAAAAAUA
Molecule: messenger RNA, 2503 nt
Organism: Alosa alosa (allis shad)
Lineage: Eukaryota; Metazoa; Chordata; Actinopteri; Clupeiformes; Clupeidae
Product: receptor activity-modifying protein 3-like
Exons: 5
Coding region: 653-1084 (143 amino acids)
Biological process (GO): G protein-coupled receptor signaling pathway; intracellular protein transport; regulation of G protein-coupled receptor signaling pathway
Cellular component (GO): signaling receptor complex; membrane; cell surface
Molecular function (GO): coreceptor activity
Source: RefSeq, a predicted model, not a curated record